CUAAGAAGUUGCUGAUGAUGGCUGGUAUUGAUGACUGCUACACCUCGGCCAGGGGCUGCACUGCCACCCUGGGCAACUUCGCCAAGGCCACCUCUGAUGCCAUCUCUAAGACCUACAGCUAUCUCACCCUGGAUCUCUGGAAGGAGACUGUGUUCACCAAGUCUCCCUAUCAGGAACUCACUGACCAUCUUGUAAAGACCCACACCAGAGUGUCUGUGCAGAGGACCCAGGCUCCAGCUGUGGCCACCACAUAAUUUUAUACAAGAAAAAUAAAGUGAUGAUUUAA
Molecule: messenger RNA, 286 nt
Organism: Eptesicus fuscus (big brown bat)
Lineage: Eukaryota; Metazoa; Chordata; Mammalia; Chiroptera; Vespertilionidae
Product: 40S ribosomal protein S2-like
Exons: 1
Coding region: 15-254 (79 amino acids)
Biological process (GO): translation
Cellular component (GO): ribosome
Molecular function (GO): structural constituent of ribosome
Source: RefSeq, a predicted model, not a curated record